CGCAAACACAAAGAGGAAGAGAAACACACUAUAUUUGAGAGCGUUUCUGUGCAUCGCGGAGUGGAGGCGUUGUUUGCUGGUGAUAUUGUGAAGGUUUAUAUCGCGGAUUUAUUGAUUGGUCAUCAUUCAUUCAUCAGUGAUUGAUCCGUCAUUGAUUGAUCCUCCGUAAAGCCGCUGAUGAUGGAGAACGAGGCGGAGCGGAGCGGCAGUGCUCUGCGGGAUCUGUGGCAGCGGCCAGGGAACCAGAGCUGCGCGGACUGCGGUGCUGCAGAGCCGGAUUGGGUGUGUGUGAGUCUGGGAGUGUUCGUGUGUCAGGGCUGCUCUCUCAUCCACAGAAGCGUCUUCAGUCUCUGCAGUGUGAAGUCGGUCCUGCAGGACACGUUUGAGGACACAGAGAUUGAGUUCAUCAGCUCUAUGGGGAAUGAAGCAGCGAAGGCCAAAUAUGAGCAGCAGGUUCCUCCGUUUUACUUCCGUCCAUCACACACAGACUGCAGAAUUUUGCGGGAGCAGUGGAUCAGAGCCAAAUACGAGCGACAGGAGUUUAUACACAUCGAGAGACAAGAGCCGUACUCAGCAGGCUACAGGGAGGGUUUUUUGUGGAAACGCGGACGAGACAACGGACAGUUCCUGAGCCGCAAGUUCAUCCUGUCUGAGAGAGAAGGAGCGCUCAAAUACUUCAACAAGCAGGACGCGAGGGAACCCAAGGCCAUAAUGAGGAUUGAAACCAUGAACGCUGCUUUCCAGCCGGCUAAAAUCGGGAACCCGUGUGGCCUGCAGAUCACAUACCUGAAGGACAACAGCACCAGGAACAUCUUUGUGUACCACGAAGACAGUAAGGAAAUGGUGGACUGGUUCACUGCGAUCCGGGCAGCUCGCUUUCAUUACCAGAAGGUGGCAUUUCCUGGAGCUAAUGAUGAGGACUUGGUGCCCAGACUUACAAGAAACUUUACAAAGGAAGGUUUCAUGCAGAAAACCGGCCCACGACACACCGAGGGCUUCAAGAAGAGAUGGUUCACUAUGGACGACCGCAGACUCAUGUACUUUAAAGAUCCACUGGAUGCGUAUGCGCUAGGCGAGGUGUUCAUCGGCAGUAAGGAGAAUCGCUAUACAGUCUUGUCUGGUUUGCCGCCUUCGACCCAAGGCUACCAUUGGAAAUACGGCAUCACCAUAGAAACGCCAGACAGGAAGUUCCUGUUUGCUUGUGAAACCGAGGCCGAGCAGAAGGACUGGAUCGCAGCCUUUCAGAGGGUCGUCAACCGGCCCAUGAUGCCGCAGGAGUACGCAGUUGAAGCUCAUUUCAAGCACAAGCCUUGACGCGGGCUGUAAACCCGUGAAGGACCAACAGAAAACACAGAUCUGGCCGUCGGAGGACAUGCAAACGGCCGUCUGUGCUUCAUUUAGUGCUCCUGAACUGAAGAUGUGCUGACGGUGGCGUCUCCACAGCUGGAUACUGUACAGAUAUGGCAUGUGAAUGUUGUUCAUCGCUCUAAACGUAACAUUUAACCUGUAAACGCCACUAAACGCUUGCAUCUGACUGCUGUUAUUUAUUGGAUUAUCCGAGCAAAUGCUGCUGUGAGGUUUUUAGUGGAUCUUCAGACGCUACGCAAAACAUUAAUACUGUAUACUGCGCAUGAAUCAUUUUUUUAUCUUGUUUUUCAGUAGAAAUAUUGAAACAGUCGAGAUACGUAUACUAAAUACAAUCACGGUUGUAUUUUUUUACAUGGGUAAAACCUUAAAACAAGAACAAAGGUCUGUUAACAGCAAUCCAGGCUCAUUAUGAAUAUGUACCCCUGUAUACAUUUCUGGAGAGCGCCAAAUAUGUCCCAGGAGCUACGUUUAUUUGCAGUAUGCAAGUUUUCUGCAAAUCCACCAGAGGCCGCUGUGUGCGCUUUUUCAGAUUUAAGUUUUCUCUUGUGAGUGCCAUUCACGCCUGCUGUUCUCACGUAAAUCCACCGCUGUCGACAGACCAAUCGACUGACCCUCUCUCCUCCUUCCCUAAACCCAACCGAUAGUGUUUUCAAAAAGCAAUCCAGAAAAAGAAAAGCCCUCCCCUGAUUUUUUUGUACCACGUUUUCAGAUUUGACCACAUUCUCACUCUGUUAUUUACUUGUUUAUUUUAUUUUUUGCCGUUUGGUUUUAUCUUACCGCUUUCUGGAACCGUUCUUCGCAGGACUCGAACUGCAUCAUCGCGAUCAACUCCGCUCCAGGUCUCAAGGCCACCGACAUACACGAGUCACUGGGCAAACUGGUAACAGCGGGAAAGUCCACACUGAGGUAAGCGGUCAGCUACUAGCGUGAAAAGAAACCGCCUUGUAGCAUUCGCUUUAAAGAUGAAGUGCAGCUAUACGUUCCUCUGGUUACAUAAUUCGCGAUCUCCAGAAAUGUAUACAGGGGUACGUUUUCAGAAUGAGCUUAUGUUGGUUAAAAUACAAGAGGAAUAGAGGAAAACAUUUAAUUUGGAAGAUAUUU
Molecule: messenger RNA, 2469 nt
Organism: Danio aesculapii
Lineage: Eukaryota; Metazoa; Chordata; Actinopteri; Cypriniformes; Danionidae
Product: arf-GAP with dual PH domain-containing protein 1
Exons: 11
Coding region: 178-1314 (378 amino acids)
Biological process (GO): positive regulation of GTPase activity
Cellular component (GO): plasma membrane; intracellular membrane-bounded organelle
Molecular function (GO): phosphatidylinositol bisphosphate binding; GTPase activator activity
Source: RefSeq, a predicted model, not a curated record